This is a messenger RNA of Cuscuta epithymum, 2383 nucleotides long. NCBI's taxonomy places the organism in Eukaryota, Viridiplantae, Streptophyta, Magnoliopsida, Solanales, Convolvulaceae. The record is from the annotation of a GenBank genome assembly.
AGCAUUUAAAAUAAAGAAACAAAAGGCGUGCAAAAAGUUACUCCCUUUUCCGAAUUUCUUGGCAAAAUUUUUCCUUUCAUUUUCAGCGUUGGUAGACUGACAUAAGCCUCCUCCGUAUCUAUUUGGAUUUCCUAUAAACAUGCUCUGCAUCUCCGUAUCUUCAGCCUCCAGGGCGGUGCCUUUCCGUUGAGAAGUUUCAAACUUUCAAUGAGUUAGACCCUACCGAUAUUCCAGCGUUUUCUUUUGUAUGCAAACCAACAACAAGGGGUUCGAAGGUAAGCUUGGUAGUUCGUAUGAAUGAACAUUGCGUAGGAUGAAUUCAUAAUUUUUUAUGGGAUUAAGUUGAAUUUGGAUCCUGGGUAAUCAACAUUUGCAUUUGUUUGUCUGGCUAUCCAUUGAAUUUGGUUCGUAUUGGGGUGAAGAUCAGAUCUUUUGUGUAAUUCCCAGCUGCUUUGAAUGAAAAGAUUGAUUUUUAGGAGUUAUUAUUUUUGCUUUAUUGAUUGAUUAAUGGUAGCUUUGAUAAAUAUGGAGCAUAGUAUUGGAGGAUUGAAUGGUGAGAGUGAAGGGGAGGAGAUGGAAAGAAUCCCACUAUCCCAUAACCAUCGUGUUAGUCAAAACCUAGGAUUGCGCUUUCGUAAUUCUGGAGAUGUAAAACUGAAAUCAUAUGUUUUUGAUGGAGAAGGGAAUUAUUAUGAUAAAGAUUGGGAAAUCUCACCAGAGGGUAAUAAUGGCAGAGAGUUUUGUUGGUACCAUGUGGAGCUUCCCAAGUACAACCAGAAACUUUCACAAUCUGCGCAAUGCCUUAUUGAUGUCCUCUGCCCCCCUCUUAAACUCCAAGACAUUCUAUCACUUGUUAGCAAUGGACCUUUCUGUGGGAAUGUUGAUGGUGCACUUGUCUUCAGGGUGAAUUCACCAGGACCCGCAUCGAGUAAGUUCACUUUCAGAAUUGCAGCAAGAAUUACUGAGCAUUCGGUUAUUACGGUUUCAUUAGGACGUGUCCCGAGAUUGGAAUUCUCGCGGACAAACGAGUCCCUUCUCUCAGAGGUUCCGGUUGUGGAAAAUCCUGGUUAUGGUCAUUUGCAAGAGAAGGAGAGGGGUGGGAUUGUAAUUAGGGAACAUGUUCUUGAUUUCCUAUUGACGAUGAACCACUCUGAGGAAGCAGAUAAUCCUGUCCCCAAAUCUGUGUCCAAUCUUGUUGUUCACGUUAUAGACACUCAUGUUGAUCAGCUUCAAGAUGUUGUGACUAAUCUGGAGAUUGAGUUGGACUCUGUGGAAUUGGAAUUGGACAGAGGUGAAUUUGCAUUGAAGAAACUAAUGUUAGAUGAUAGAAGAUUUCCAAAAAUGCAUCUUGACUUGCAACGCCUUCUACUGGUGAUUUCAUAUGGAGAGCAAGUAUAUCCACGAGUCAAGGAGAAGUGUUCUUCAAAAGAUUGGUUUUCCAGUGAAGACAUUGUCUCCCUAGAAGAGUUAAUUAGUCGACUGAGAAGAUUGAAGGAGAAUGUUGGGUUUAUAGCUAACCGUGUCACAGUUGUUCAAGCUGGUCUUGACAGCUGGCAGUCUGAGCAAAUAAACCGCAAACUUUACUACCUCUCCUUCUUAUCCAUCAUAUUUCUUCCUUUAUCCGUAAUAACUGGAGUGUUCGGGAUGAACGUGGGAGGGGUUCCUUGGACUAACCAAAAAGAACCAGAGUUGAAAGAUGGUUUUAGGAAUGUCAUGUUUCUGUGUGUAGCUAUGUUACUGUUUGUUCUUCUCUGCUUCCUUUUCCCGACUCUUUAUAGUCAGUUCAUGGCUUGGAAAAGAAGACAGGCUAUGAGAAGAAGUUGGUCCAUCAACCGUAGAUCUUUUGUUAGAAGAGGUACAGGCUGCACUGAUAGAACGGGAAGAGGCGGCUAUCUUCGUCUGUAUUAGAGAAUCAAAUGUGUGGUCCGUCUUUAGCGUAAGCUAUUAGUUUGUGCUGGUCAGGAUUGUGCAAAUGAAUCAAUUGGAAACUCAUUGCUGCUGAACCAUUUCUGAACCGGAGAUCCAAACGAUUAGAAAUUACCAUUUGCUAGAAAGGGUAAAAGAGAAGGUACCAGUUUUGUAAAUUGGCUCCAUCUUCAGACUCCAUUUCUUUUCCGUGUUGCCGCUCUCUGUAUAGAUGUUUUUCCCUUUGGUUUCUUGUUUUAAUUUUUUAUCACGUGUUAUUUGUAAAUUUUAAGCUUAGUUUACUCGAUUCAGGCCCCCAUUUUACUCAAUUCAGGUUGAUGCACAAUCUUGACUCCAUUCCCUGACCCUUUUAAGCAGUAAUUUUAAAACAACUAUUUGAUGAUGUUUUGGACUUGAAGAUGAUUGAAUUGAAGAUAACUUAAUGUUCAAAUCUUUUGAAGGACAAAUAUUACUUAAU